CGGGCGGCGGAAGUGAGCUGAGGGGCGGAGCCUGCGACCCCGGGCUGCGGCGGCGGCGGAAGCGCGUCGGCGUCGGGCCCAGCGCGCCUUUUUGGAGGUUCGUGGCGGCGCCGGGACGCAGACGGUUCAUCUCUGGAAUGGUCUGCCAUGGACCAGAAAAUUAUAUCUUUAGCAGCAGAAAAUUCCCAGAAUCUGCAGGCAUUUCUCCAAGGUCUGGAAGAAGAUGAGCUGCCCUAUAUUCUGAACCAGGCCUUGAAAGGGAAAGCGUUGGGAAGUCUCCUGCGGGCCAUCUUCAAAGGCUCCCCCUGCUCGGAGGAUGCGGGUGCUCUUCGGCGCCGGAAGAUAUACAGCAGCUGCCUGCAGCUGGUGGAGUGUGGGGAUGUGCAGAUAGAUGUGGCCUCCGAGGUGGUCGGGCUGCUGAUGCUGGAGGCACAUCAUUUCCCGGGGACAUACUUGGUGGAGCUGGUCCAGGAGUUCAUUGAUACUCUCAGAGGAGGCAGCCUGCAGAAUGGCACGUCUCUGGAGCUGCUGCCCGUGCUCCUCACUGCCCUGGCCACCAGGACUGAGAAGAUCACUAUGGACAAAGGCGAGCUGAGCGGGGCCGAAUGCAAGAAGCAGCUGAUCAGCAGCCUCUGUGCUGGCAGGUGGACUGGAUAUCACACGAUCCAGCUCAUCUCCAUGUUCAAGGACGUCCCUCUGACGGAGGAAGAGCUGGAAUUUGUGGUUGGGAAGGCCUUGAAGAUGUUCUCAGAAAUGAAACUCCAAGAAGUCCCGCCUCUGGUGUACCAGCUCCUGCUGCUCACCGUGAAGGGAAGCAAAAAGAGGGUUCUGGAAGGGAUCAUUACUUUUUUCGACGAGCUCGAUUGGCAGCACAAGGAGGACCCAAACAGUGACGAGGAUCACUUCUGGCUGUGCUCAGGGGACCAUGUGGGAUGCUGGGAAGCAGACCUGGGUCGGCCACAUGCAAGGCUCCUGGACGUCGUCACCCCUGUGCCAACGGGUGAGCUUCACCACGUGGAGGGCACCGUCAUCCUGCACAUCGUCUUUGCCAUCAAGCUUGACGCGGACCUCGGCAGAGAGCUCCUGAAGCUGCUGAAGGCGGGGCAGCGUGGGGACGGCAGCAACUCCCUGUGCGCCUUCAGCAUCGCCCUCCUGCUCUCGGUCUCUCGCAUCCAGAGGUUUGAGGAGCAGGUGUUUGCUCUCCUAAAGCGUUGUGUCACCAAGAGCUUUAAGGAUCGGAAUCUCCUCCAGGGUUCAAGAUUCCUCCAGAAUCUCAUCAUGCCUCGAACUUGUGCUUCAUCCAUGAUCCUGGAAGUGGUGAAGAGCAGCGCCCACUGCUGGGACCACGUCACCCAGGGCCUGCUCCAGCUGGGCUUCCUCCUCAUGGACACCUACGGACCAAAGAAGGGUUUUGAGGGAAAACCCGUGGAAAACAGCUCGAUUCUUGCCAGAAUGCCGAAUCAGCAUGCGUGUAAGCUGGGAGCCAACAUCCUCCUGGAGACUUUCAAGGUCCACCAGCUGGUCAGAGAGGAGAUCCUGGAGCAAGUCUUCAACAGGGUGGUCACAAGAGCGUCCACCCCCAUCAGCCAUUACUUAGACCUGCUCACCAACAUCGUCAUGUACGCGCCCUUGGUUCUACACAGCUGCUCUUCGAAAGUCAUCGAGGCGUUUGACUAUUUGUCCUUCCUGCCCCUCCACACGGUCCAUGGGCUGCUGAAGGCCAUGCAGCCCCUCCUCAAGGUCAGUGUGGCCAUGAGAGACUCGCUGAUCGUCGUGCUCAGGAAAGCCAUGUUUGCCCGGCAGCUGGAGGCCCGCAAGUCGGCCGUGGCCGGGUUUCUGCUGCUCCUGAAAAACUUCAAGGUGCUGGGCAGCUUGUCCUCGUCUCAGUGCAGCCAGUCCAUCGGGGUGAGCCAGGUCCGCGUGGAUGUCCACAGCCGCUACAACUCCGUGGCCAAUGAGACGUUCUGCCUGGAGAUCAUGGACAGCCUGCGCAGGUGCCUGGGCCAGCAGGCUGACGUCCGGCUCAUGCUCUAUGAGGGCUUCUAUGACGUCCUUCGCCGGAACUCGCAGCUGGCUGCUUCCAUCAUGCAGACUCUGCUCUCGCAGCUGAAGCAGUACUACGAGCCUGCCCCUGAUGUGCUGCCGCCCCUCAAGAUCGGAGCCUGUGUGGUGACCCAGGGCGGCCAGACCUGCCUGAAGGAGCCGCUGGACUCGCUCUUGUGCUGCAUCCAGCACUGCCUGGCCUGGUACAAGACCAAGGUGAUGCCGCUGCAGCAGGGCGGCGGGGCGGACACUGACGAGGACGAGGAGGGCUUCUACCAGGUCCUGGAUGACAUGCUGGAGUCCAUCACGAAGAGGAUGGUCAAGAGCGAGCUGGAGGACUUGGAGCUGGACAAAUCAGCCGAUACUUCACAGACCACUGACGCGAGCACCAAAAACAGUCUCUGUGGGUCUCUGGUGAUGGGCAUCUGUGAGGUCCUGAUAGAGUACAAUUUCUGCACCAGUAACUUCAGUAAGAGCAAGUUUGAAGACGUGGUGAGUCUGUUCGCGCUUUAUAAGAGCAUCUCCGACAUGCUCAGCGAGAAGGCGGGAAAGGGCAAGUCCAAGGGUGCCAGCAAGACCCAGGAGAGCCUCCUGUCCUUGAAGUUUGUGGCCCAGCUCCUCGAAACAAUGUACAGGGACACCACUCAGAGCCACCAGGAGAGCCUGUCGGUGCUGCGGUCCAAUAGGGACUUCAAGCGCUACGCGGUGGGCGUGGCUGUGCAGAAGAUGCUGCAGCUGAAGGACACGGGCUGCGUGAGCGGCCCCGACGGCCAGAGCUCCGAGAGGCUCUUCCAGAACCUCUGUUCCAUCACGCGGGUCCUGCUCUGGCGCUACACGACCAUCCCCGCGUUGGUGGAGGAGCGGGCCAGGAGGGAGGGCACGAAGGAGCGGGGGCGGGGCUCGAAGAGCGUGUCGCUGCUGUGCCUGCAGGGGCUGUUCGCCGUCCUGGGCCUCCUGGAGCACUUCUACCCGCCCAAGAUCCAGCAGUUCCUCUGCGCGCUCGAGGUGACGGGGGAGCGGGCCGACGUGGAGAUCAAUGUCACCCAGAGGGCCUCCUUCCAGAUCCGCCAGUUCCAGCGGGUCCUGCUAAACAUGCUGAGUCUCUCUGAGGAGAAGGUCAGCGGGCGUGAGGCCCUGCUGCUGGUCAACACCAUGUCCAGCCUCUGCAAGCUGCUCGAGCCCAGCUCCCAGCAGUUCUCGCAGGUGCUAACCUGGACGAUGAAUGUUUGCAAGGAGAAGAGUUGGGGGGACCCAGCUCUGUGCAAGGCCCUGCUGGGGCUGCUGCUAAUGCUGCACACGCUCUGCAAGAGCCCCGCGGCCCUGCUGCGCGACCUGGCGCAGGACAUCCACGGGCACCUGGGGGACAUCGACCAGGACGUGGAGGUAGAACAGACCAACCACUUUGCCUUGGUGUCCCCGAGGACAGCUGCCCCCGCCGUGUGUCUGCUGGUGCUGAGCCAGAUGGAGAAGGUGCUGGAGGAGGUGGACUGGCUGGUCACCAAGCUCAAAGGACAGAUUGGCAAGGAAGCCCAGUCGGAGGCCCCGUCUCAGGAGUCUCCCAGCCGGGCCGUGGAGAAGGCUGUGGUGGUGCAGCUGGGGACGCUCCUCACCGCCUUCCACGAGCUGGUGCAGACAGCUCUGCCGUCAGGCAGCUGUGUGGACGCCCUGCUGAGGGCCCUGUGCAAGAUGUACACCACGCUGACCGCCCUCGUCAAAUACUCCAUCCAGGUGUGCCAGGGCCCCGGAGGGAUCCCCAAGAACAUGGAGAAGCUGGUGAAGCUCUCCGGCUCGCACCUGACCCCCGUCUGCUAUUCCUUCAUUUCGUACGUGCAGAACAAACAGAGCCUCCCCACGAAAGGGGAGAAGGCCAAGGAGAAGGGCACGGUGCCCAAGGCCAUGGCCCGAUCGCUCCGGGAGACCAAGCCCAUCCCCAACCUCGUGUUUUCCAUUGAGCAGUACGAGAAGUUCCUCAUCCUGCUCUCCAAGAAGUCUAAGGUCAACCUCAUGCAGCACAUGAAGCUUAGCACUUCCCGCGACUUCAAGAUUAAAGGGAACAUCCUGGACACUGUGCUCCGUGAGGAUGAGGAGGACAGCCAGGAGCAGGCCGAGGAGGGCUGCACAUUGGAGGCAGAACCCGCCAAGAAACGGAGAAAAGAAACGUCGUCCUGAGUUUUACAGCCGCGGCCCCGUCCUGUCGCCCGCGCCGGCCUUGGCACCUGCUUUGGAACCCCCUGAGCUCCCUUCCUGCCCCUUCCUGCUGUUGAGCCCAGCUCUGAGCCUGAGGGUGUUGGGGGGCUGCACCCCCGGCGGGCACUGCUACUCCGCUGGCGGGGGGCGUCGCUCCAGGGAGCCGUUGGUGAGCUCGAGGAUCUGGUAGAUGUCCAGAGCCUCCCCUGCAAGGACCAGAGCAGCGCGUGGCCACCUCGCUGGUGCCCGGCACCCCUCCCCCAACUUUGCACUUUGACAAUAAAUGGUUCUCGUGUGGUUUGA
This is a messenger RNA of Sorex araneus (European shrew), 4533 nucleotides long. RefSeq names its product FA complementation group I (gene FANCI). Gene Ontology annotation, biological process: DNA repair. The transcript is spliced from 39 exons. The record is from RefSeq and is a predicted model, not a curated record. Gene Ontology annotation, molecular function: DNA polymerase binding. NCBI's taxonomy places the organism in Eukaryota, Metazoa, Chordata, Mammalia, Eulipotyphla, Soricidae. The coding region runs from base 148 to 4212 and encodes 1354 amino acids.